This is a messenger RNA of Gekko japonicus, 1227 nucleotides long. Its product is annotated as protein FAM47E-like. The record is from RefSeq and is a predicted model, not a curated record. Lineage: Eukaryota; Metazoa; Chordata; Lepidosauria; Squamata; Gekkonidae. The transcript is spliced from 7 exons. Bases 1 to 1227 code for a protein of 408 amino acids.
AUGCCAUUCAGGUGCUUUCAGAAACGCAGCCUUACCAGAGCUCGGCUCUCCGACGCCCUCAACGGCCGGCGCUGGAGGUUCUUGCAAAGCAGCCCGGAUGACUCCCAAGCCGGCCUCCCUCCUCUCGGCCGCAGCCUCCUCACCCAGCCCACAAAGGGGCCGGUCCCGAUUCUACUCCGCACCAAACCUGAGGCUCUGCGCGAGACCCGGCCGGGAUCCAGAAGGAUAGCCGUGGAGCCCCAGAGCUGCACCUCCAGGCUCAGUCGGACGCAGCAGGCCAGGGAGGAGACGGUCGCCCAGACUCAGUAUUGCCUCAGCAGACACCCGCUGGCCCUCUAUCCUCACCUGGCAGAAAGCAUCCCUCUCGAGCUUUUCCGAGAGGUUGUGGGUAUCCUGGAUCCUGAGAUGCUUCCAGAAGAAGAGGAGGCUGGUAUGGAACAGGAGUGUUUUGCUCUGUCUACAUCACAACCUCGGUUGGAGGGUAAAGGAAAGAGAAAGAUGAAGCCCAAGAACAAGGAUCCGAAAAGCAAGGACCCUUACACGUGGCUCUCCAAACCAGAAGUGGCCGCAAGGGAGAGGGAGGCCAGGCUGAAUUACGUCCCUCCCCUCGAUGACAAUGUCAAGGGAGCCAUCAAGGAGUUCUGUAGAUGGUUUGAUUCUCUGGGAGGAGAGAGAUAUAACAUCGACGAAGCCGCCAUUGUAAGUCUGUUUGACGAACAUUACGAAACCAAACUGCCCACCUUGGUCCCGAUACAUGUGGUGGAGCUGAAUAAUUUGCCGGCCGAGCUGAGGAAAUAUGUGGAAACACCACCUCCCCAAGACCCCAGGGAAAGGCCUGCCCCGCCAGGAAGCCAGUCUAAGGAACUUUACCGGCCCAAGAGGGAGAGGAUCAGGUAUGGCGCCUGGUAUCUGGACCCAAAGACAUGGAAAAAACAGAAAGCCAGCGAACCUUUAGAAGAUCCCCAACUGGAGGAUGCGAGCGUCAAGAACGCAUGGAAGAUAUUGGCUGAAAAGGAUGCUGAGAUUAUGCAGCAGCUUUAUGGAACCCACGCUUUUAAGGAAUUCCUGGAAAGGAAAGGCUACCGGAUCCCAGAGUUCCUGCAACAGAUGUUAGCUGUCCAGAAGGCUCUUGGACCCAAAACCAGAGCUGUGAAGGGCUCCAGGAAUAAAUUCCAGAGACGCAAGGAGCUCCAAGAAGACGCACCCUCAAAUACUGUGAAUGAAUGA